GAGGAGGAAAAAGGAAACCGGAGAAAGUUUCUUUUUCAUCCAGGACAAAAAUAAUAAACAUAUAUACGGCGUAAUUCUGCAGAGCUCGAGUUGGUCAUGAAUUCAGUUUGUUUUUUUGUUUGAAAUAACCCAGGAACUCGGUUGAAGGAAACAAAAGAAAAAGCCGGAAUAAAAGAAAGAAAGAAGACCCGGUGUUUAAACUUUAAAGUCCGACGAGGAGCAUCUUUUAACAGAUGUCUUCUCUGUGUUCUUAUGCUGCUUGAAGAUUUCAAGAGGAAAAGGGAGCGAAAGAAAAAAUGGAGGGAGGAGAAAGGAGAGAGGUGGAAGAAGAGGUGAGGAUACAGGAAGAGGAAGAGGGGGAAGGAGAAGAGGAGGUCAAAUCACUGAAACCUAAAUCAAGGAGAUUGGCCGAGGAGGAGGAAACAGAGUUAGAAAUGAUGAAGGCUUUCUCCAGAGGCAAAUCUCAAAGUGAACCAACCAGCGGACGCACCCCGAUCUCCGCCUCCUCCUCCUCCUUCACCUCCUUCCCUUUCCUCACCUCGUCCCUCCACCGAGGGCGAGGAGGACCGGAGGCGGAUGGCGAGGACGACGAGGUCAGAGUCGCCAUAGUCACCAUCGAGGACGAGUCCUGUCCGUCCGAGCCCUUCGGCACCACCCACCUCGAACCAAACGAUCCCAUCGCACAUACAGAAAAUGGAGGAGAGGGAAAGGAGGAGAAGGAAAAGGAGGAAGGGGAGCUGGAGGAAGUGGAGGAGGAGAAGGACAAAGAAGAGGAGGAGGAGGAGGAGGAGGAGGCGACGUCACCUUCGUCUCACCUGCAACACCAGAUGAAGAGGAAGCUGGAUCACGGUCCCGACGGCCGUCCCUUUCCUUCAGGGAAGAAGCACUGCAAGGGCAGCGGUCACCUCAGUCCCUCCAGUCUGGUUCAGGCCACACCCACCACCUUCGGUGACCUACGGCUGGCCAAUGGGCAUUCAGCCCAGCGGCGGAGGGUCACCUCGGGCCCGCCUCCUUCCGGCCUUCAAGACUGGCUUCUUACCUUCCAGACGUGGAGUGGUCCCGAGAGGCUGCUGGCUCUGGACGAGCUGAUUGACAGAUGCGAGACCAAUCAGGUGAAGCACGUGAUGCAGGUCAUCGAGCCUCAGUUCCAGAGAGACUUCAUAUCCCUGCUGCCCAAAGAGCUGGCCCUGUACGUCCUGACGUUCCUGGCUCCCAGAGACCUGCUGCAGGCCGCCCAGACCUGCAGGUACUGGAGGAUCCUGGCCGAAGACAACCUGCUGUGGAGGGAGAAGUGCCGCGAGGAAGGUAUUUCAGAUUGUGCGUCAUAUCCUCGCAGGAAGUGUGCACCACUAGAGGAGGCGUCCAGCCCGUGGAAAUCUUCCUACAUCCGACAACACCGCAUAGAGACCAACUGGAGGAAGGGGGACACACGGGAGCCCAUGGUGUUGAAAGGUCACGAUGAUCAUGUGAUCACGUGUCUCCAGUUCAGCGGCGACCUGAUCGUCAGCGGGUCGGACGACAACACGCUCAAAGUCUGGUCGGCCAUCACCGGCAAGUGUAUGAGGACGUUGACGGGUCACUCCGGGGGGGUGUGGUGCAGUCAGAUGGCCGUUGCCACGGUGAUCAGUGGCUCCACCGACCGGACGCUGCGCGUGUGGGACGCAGAGAGCGGCGACUGCGUGCACACGCUGUACGGACACACGUCCACCGUGCGAUGCAUGCAUCUCCACGGCAACCGGGUGGUGUCCGGCUCCCGGGACACGACGCUACGGGUCUGGGACGUGUCGACGGGCCGUUGUGAGCACGUGCUAACGGGCCACGUGGCGGCGGUGCGUUGCGUCCAGUACGACGGGCGGCGCGUCGUCUCCGGAGGAUACGACUACAUGGUGAAGGUGUGGGACCCUGAGACGGAGGUGUGUCUGCACACACUGCAGGGACACACCAACAGAGUGUACUCACUGCAGUUCGAUGGUGCGUUUGUGGUGAGCGGUUCUUUGGACACUUCCAUCAGAGUCUGGGACGCAGAGACAGGUGGGUGUGUCCAUACGUUAACCGGCCACCAAUCGCUGACCAGCGGCAUGGAGCUGCGUGACAACAUCCUGGUGUCCGGGAACGCCGACUCCACGGUUCGAGUGUGGGACGUCCGGACAGGACAGUGUCUCCACACGCUGCAAGGUCCCAACAAGCACCAGUCAGCGGUGACGUGUCUCCAGUUCUGCCGAGGGCUGGUCCUGUCCAGCUCGGACGACGGGACGGUCAAACUGUGGGACCUGAGGACCGGAGCUUGGCUGCGGGACGUGGUGGCGCUGCAGAGCCGGGGUUCAGGUGGCGUCGUGUGGCGAAUCAGAGCGUCCGACACUCGGUUGGUUUGCGCCGCCGGCAGCAGGAACGGCACCGAGGAGACCAAGCUGCUCGUGUUAGACUUCGACCUGGACGACACGAAGAAGGAGGAGGAGUCGGACUAAUGAGGUUGAGGGACGUGACAUCAUCAACCUGGGACAAAAGAUGAAAAUAUAGGAUUUUGCUUCUUAAAGGAAAAGCCUCGGACGCUAUCUCGAAUUUUUUUUGACCAAAGUCGUGACGGGAUCUUGUUUGUUUUUUGUUUUUGUUUUUUUUCCAAACUGUCCACAGACAGAACAGGAGUGAAUGUUACAACACGUCCUGAUUGGCCGGCAGAGACACGUGGACAAAAUGUUCGUCUCUCUCUAGUGAAUGUGUCCAGACCGAAGUGUCCAAGACGAAUGUUUGACGGACAAAAGCGUUUCGUGAGAACAAGUGAAUGUUGGACAAACAGAUUCAGGACUCGUGGAUUUUAAGAAAAAACUAAACAAAAACUCUACUGAAUGUAAGAAGAGGAAGGACGAGGGCAUUAAUUUAUAUUGCUGCUGCUGCUGCACCAAUAAGGAGGUCAAGGACGCCGUUAACAACCAAAUCUACCAAAUACCAAGGUGGUUGGAGACGACGAGUAUUGUUUCAGUUCAUGCAAACACAACCUCAUACUCAGCCAGUAUUGUCUUUAUACCAGUAGUUGCAGAAACGCCAGUCAAAUAGGGAAUAAAAGCGUCUUUAUCCCAUUGUGCAAAAGGAGGAAGGAGUAACCAGAGCCUCACAUCUGCAAUGGCUUUAACACUCUGUCUUAAUUUAAAGCUCUACGGAGGCAAAAGUGUUCACUGCGCACUGAAAUCACAACUGAAUGAUUAACGUCAGCGGUUUAUUCAAUUCAGCCAAAACACUAAAUUUUUUGAUUUUGUUUUGUUCUGCGACCAAAAUUGACUCGAAUGUGUCUCCUGAGGGGACUUUGUGCUCGGCCAAUCACACGUGUAGCAUUAGCAUUAGCAUGACAGAUUAAUGGGUGAGAUUUAUUCCCGAUGGCUACCCGAGAAUACAACACGCAGGGUACAUUCUUGAUACCAAAACUUUUAUUUGAAAAGCUAUCGACGGCAAAGAAAAUAUUCCUGAAGUCUGUUUUCUCAUGCGACACUAGCAGCUUAAUCAGUGGUGGCCUAUAAUGGACUGAUGCUAACAAGCUAAUAAGUCCCUUGAUGCUAAGGAGGAUGAGGAUUGAACACGUCCAUCCACCGCCACUAUUUUCCCCACACUCCUACCACAAGAGGGCGCUAUUUAUUCACGCCCUUUUUAGAAAACACUAUAUGUGACAAGACCCCAUUUGAAGGCUCAACCCUUUUAGACCUAAACAUGCGCCUGCAGAUAAGCAAAAGCUAGCUUUUUUUUUUUUUUUUUUUUUUAAUUACCGUAACUCACCCAAUAGUUUGUGCUAUUGACAAAAUUCAAAGUGUGGUUGAAAACUGGGAAGUUGCAUUUUCUGGAAAAAAAAAAAGAAGCUGCCAUUAUGGUAAUGAUACCAAGGAAAAGAGAGAGAAGUUGUUUGGAUGGUGGAAUCAGGAGUUUGUUGGGUCUUGCAGAAAAAAAGCACAACCUCCCAGUGUUCAGCCACAGGUUGAAUUUAGUCAAAACCAUUGGUGAGUUACAGUAAUUCAAAUACUGCAGCUUGUUUUUUUUUUUUGUUUCGAUGUCUGAAAGGGUUAAACCUGCACUGAACUGUAGCAUUACUAUGCUUUUUUUUUUUUUUUUAACUAUUGAUGUGGUUUAAAUCAACAAAUCAUGAAAUAUAAUGAAUUAUUAAUCCAACAGGCUGCCGUUGCCUGGCAACACCGCCAGGGUUUUAGCACUGACUAGUGUUAUUCCAGGCGUGGGGGGGGGGGGGGGGGGGGGGUUUGUGUAAUCAUGUAACAUAGUGUAAAUACAAAGAGGAUGUACAUAUUGAGCUUUUUAUAAGGGAUGAGAAUCAAUAAAGAUGAGUUUUAUAUGA
Mugil cephalus (flathead mullet) is the source of this 4330-nucleotide messenger RNA. RefSeq names its product F-box/WD repeat-containing protein 7-like. The transcript is spliced from 14 exons. The record is from RefSeq and is a predicted model, not a curated record. Gene Ontology annotation, cellular component: cytoplasm; nucleus. Gene Ontology annotation, molecular function: ubiquitin binding. Gene Ontology annotation, biological process: ubiquitin recycling; proteasome-mediated ubiquitin-dependent protein catabolic process. Lineage: Eukaryota; Metazoa; Chordata; Actinopteri; Mugiliformes; Mugilidae. The coding region runs from base 297 to 2465 and encodes 722 amino acids.